AUGACCAACAGCGACCCAUGGUUGAUGGCCUGGAAGUUGAUGCUCGGGCGAGGGCUGACGGCGUUGUACGUCCGAUACGAGGUCUUCGGCAUUACGCUGAUGCCCCUGCAGUGGUCAGCGUUGCAAAUCCGUAAAACUAUUAAGCGGAACUUCUCUCAAACCCUCCCAUACAACAAGACAUCUCUGCAUUCACCUCCACAUCUUCAAAGUUUCCGAUCGGUACGGCAAUCUCAGCAACACUCAUGUCUUCUCUCCCUCUACCUCGCAUCUCCACCACCAUCACCACCACUAUCGAUGGGCCCUCGACAACACCCCUCCACCCCGGCGCCUUCCACUCCCGCCGCAUUAUCCAGCCCUAGGAGCAAUAAGGAAAUGGGGGACGUGUUGGAGCAGCUUCGACACAAGUAUGAAAAGACACGCGCGACUUCUGCGGCAUCCACGCCGACGGGCGCAUCGCCGAGGGAAACAAGUGCGGAGGGUGGUCCGGGAAGAUCAGGGUCGACGAGGAAGAAGAAGAGAGAGAGAGACGGCCUGAAGGAGACGGUCACCGCUGGGGAUCAAAGGCAGCGGCAAAACCUCGAACCUCAAGGCUCCAAGGCAUCGCUACCAAUACAACCCGACUUGACCGGGGCAUCUCCAUGUCCAGCUCGACAGCCGCCGCCGGCGUAUCGUCCGCCGCAACGGUCCACAGAGCGGCAGCCAUCGGGACAUGGACCUACUCAAGACGACGAGGAGACGACAUGGACCAUCUGCAUGGGCUCCCUUAACUCCCUCAAGGAUUGGGUGAUCUGGGCUCUAUCGCCGUUGGUGUCGUGUUUGGCAUAUGGAGCGAAAGUGGUGGCAUAUGGAGCGAUAGUGGUGGCCAGCACGGCGUGGAAGAAUUGGAAGAAUUGGAAUCGGCGGCGGAGGUCGAAGAACGCUCGCACCGAGGUCACGCCUCGCGCCGUGAUGGAUGGUAAUAUCAUGGAGGACGACGAGAAGGCGGCGGAAUCGUCACCAUCGAAGGCAUCUCGACUCCCUUCUCGGAAACCUCAUCGCCGGAAACCCCACUCCUCGCACGCGCUGCAACACCAAGAGCUUGCCCAGGACCCGCCGGCAGAGCGCCCAAAAGUUCCGCCACCGCCACCUCCUGCGCCAGGCAUACGUCGCCGUCUCGCGCGACAUGCCGGAAAGGUACUGGCGGUUCUGCUUCUUACUGCCUUGGUUCUCCUGGCGUGGUACUGGCCGCCGCGCACCUUUCGAUCCACCUCUCAGCCCGUCGAUGACCUCAUCCACGCCACACAUCUUACUUCCGCCGCGCUGGACCUCCUCGUCACGACAGCGACCCCAAUGUUCAACUCCCACUGGUACGUUUGCCGGAUCAUGGAGGCGUCGGAGGAGGUCUUCGUCGACCCAGACGUGCAUCCCGAGUUUGGCAAGGCUUGGGCGCCGGAGAAAGGAAAUCUAGGGUGGGGAUGUCCCAAGCCAGAGGUUGACUUCGUUGACUUCCCUCCGCCGACGCCGAACGAGCAUUUUGGGCGUCUGGGAGUGCUUCUCGCCGGUGAAUUGUGGAACAUGACACUCCUCCUCCGCCGCUCGUGCGCGGAAUCCUACGCCAUGGCGCAAGGAGCCGCCCAUCUCGCCACCCAGAUCGAAGACGAAGUUCGCCUCUCCGACCUCUGCCGGCAGUCUUCACCCCGCCUCACUCCCUGGACGUCUCUCCUUCAUCUUCGCGCCGUCUUCUCCACCGACCGCUCGGAAGCGCCCCUCCUCAACGCCAAAAUCGCCCAACUCAACUCCACCAUCUCGACCUUUACGGCGUCCCACUCGUCUCUGAUCACCGACCUCGAAGUCAGCGCCACGAUCUGUCUGGACCGCCUCCGCGCUUGGAGAGCAGCCGCUCUAGAAGGGGGAAUAUGGCCAACCCCAGACCGAGGCCCGCAUCUUUUCGGCAACAUUCGAGCGCUGUGCCAGGAAUUCCGCCGUGGGCGGGACGACGGGCAGAAGAGUGCUCCGCAAGAGAAGAUGGUUACGCUUUGGUCCGAAAAGGAGGUGAACCUCCCACCUUUUCUGGUGGCGAGGAAUCGGUUCGAGGAGGCCCGAGGGGUGCUGCGCGGGAUCCCUUCAGCCGACCGUCCAUGGAACAACCGCGUCGUCCAGUGGAUCUCUCAACCUCCUGCCAUCGGUUGGUGGGAUUGGAUGACCGGCCAGCGAAAUGGAACGAUCGCUUCCUGGACCCACUCCCGUCUUCGAUGCUGGAUCCUCGGCUCGAGGACGAAAGCGCCGGUGGGCGAGGGAGCGGGCACGCAGGAAAAGUUGCUAGAAACUUGUCAGCGGAUGGAGUUGGCGGCUAUGCAAGCGGGGACGGUGAAGCUCUUGUCGCCGAAGGCGGGAUCGUCGGACGUUGCUAGCGAGGACCGUGGCGUUCUACCAAUCUGA
Zymoseptoria tritici IPO323 is the source of this 2418-nucleotide messenger RNA. RefSeq lists its product as uncharacterized. The record is from RefSeq and is a predicted model, not a curated record. The transcript is spliced from 3 exons. NCBI's taxonomy places the organism in Eukaryota, Fungi, Ascomycota, Dothideomycetes, Mycosphaerellales, Mycosphaerellaceae. The coding region runs from base 1 to 2418 and encodes 805 amino acids.